UCUCUCUCACAUUUCCUCCUGAUCCGAGGAAGUGGAGGUCCUGUUCCACCUCCUGGGAUCGCGAGCACUUAGAGGGGUCAUCAGGGAAUCCCUUAAGGGCGACAAUAGCGUGAAAUUCACCCACAAACAGCGGUAAAAAAGAGGUUAAAUAAGUGUCGUUCCUGGAGACGCGGAUCAGGGUCCAGAGCUUGAACCCAUGUCACGCUGAGCUCACCAGUCUACGCCACAUCAUCCUGCAAGCUCUGGUGUUCAGCUGUCAAUGACAGAGAAUGAGCAGUGAUGAGCCUCGUUCCUAAGACGAUUCAGGAGUUCAGCUCCAAGGACUACUGGAACACUUUCUUCGCCAGGAGAGGCCAGAAAGUCUUCGAAUGGUACGGCAACUAUGGCGAGCUGUGCGGCCUACUGCAUAAGUACGUACGCCCAAAUGACAGUGUUCUGGUGCCCGGCUGUGGCAGUUCCACCAUCAGUGCCGACCUCUAUCGUGUCGGAUACACCAACAUCACCAAUGUAGACAACAGCGAGGUGGUCAUACGGCAGAUGGUGCAAAGGUACGGCAAGGAGUGCCCGAAGAUGCAGUGGCGCCAAAUGGACGUCACAUCGCUGACGUUCGAGGAUGGAGCAUUCACCUGCAUCCUGGACAAGGCUACGCUAGACGCCCUCAUGACUGAUGCCUCAGUGCAAGUUGUUGCUCAGGUUGACAGAUACCUGGCAGAAGUCAACCGAGUGUGUCGCACAGGCGGUCGUUUUGUGUGUGUCACUCUCCUACAGGACCACAUCCUUCACCACAUCCUACAGUGGUUCCCCAAACAUGACUGGAUCGUCAGAAUCUGCAGGUAUGAAUUCGUGUACAUUACCUAAAUUACUGGGAAUGGU
Molecule: messenger RNA, 873 nt
Organism: Cherax quadricarinatus
Lineage: Eukaryota; Metazoa; Arthropoda; Malacostraca; Decapoda; Parastacidae
Source: RefSeq, a predicted model, not a curated record